GUCAAAAGUGGUUGUCGUGUGGUUUGUCGUCUGCCCCUCUUCGCAACGCAACGAAAAUGCUGUAAGGUGAAUAAUAAGGAGUCGUUUCUUUUGGGGGUUGUACAAAUCAAUAAACAUAAUUAACUGAGGAGUCUCCACAACUUCGAUUGUUAGCUCUUCCGACGACGGAAAUACUUCAUCGUGGAUAUUUGUUUUAUCUGUUGGCUUAAAAACUAAGAUUUAGUAAUCAUCGAUUCUGGUCAUUCGGUAGCGAACAACCAUGGCCACAGCUGUGCCACUAAGCGUGGUUGCAGCAAUUAUUGUCAUUCUAUGUGGAGUUGACCUAGCAAACGCUGCAAACUCCAACGAUGGUGGCAACUUAACGCUGGACACUGUACCGAACACCCACACAUAUAAUGCCGACGGAGAGUACGAUGAAGGGGGGUUUCCAUUGCCUUCGACGUGGGGGCUCGUUGACAGUUUCCUGCACACAAUUUCACCGGCACCCCCUCCCUAUGCUCUUGUCAACUCAGUCCUGGGUGGCGAAGCCGUCUCCGUAGAGCUUAUAACAAGCAGUUUCUCACAGUUAUCUGGUAACUUGAUGGGCUUUGUCAUCUGCUUUGCCCUUGGUGCUCUGUUCUGCAUCAUAUUCCCAAUCGUCUGCAGUUGCUUCUGCUGCUGCCGUUGCUGCUGCAAGAACUGUGGAGGGAAGAUGUACCAGAAAGAAGGAGACUACGAUCGCAUCAAGAGGGUGGUCUUUGGCUUCUUGCUUGUCCUCUGUGUGGGAUUCAUCGUUGGGGGAGUGUUUACAGCGUUCUGCGUCAACUCUUUUACGACCAAUACAGUGGAGACAUUGCCCACUGACGUGAUUAACAACAUCGAUGACAUGGUGGACUUCGUUAGCAACACUCUUGAGGAAAUCAACUUUAUAGUGUCAGACCAGCUGAACUACACUCUGGACCAGAUCACCACAGAUCUAACAAACAUAGAUCAGUUAGUUGGCGUUCCAGUACAGCAGGAUCUGGCCACCAACGUGCAACCUGCAAUUGAUGCCAUCUACCCCCUGGCUGAUUCCAUUACCGACACCCUCAAUGCCCUGAAUAGUGUGAAUACAACGCAGGCUGACGUGGAGACCAAGUGGUUGGAAGUGAAGGCAUUAGUGGAUCAGGCAUUAAUUGACAUCAAUGCUGCAUGUGGGACAUGUGGAUGUUGCUCUGGUGGUAGCUGGCCAGAUAUCACCGGUCUCAGCAUGCUUGCAGACUGGAGGGAUAUCGACUUGGUAAACGGAUGGGGAACGUUUCCACAAGAUAUCGUCGACACUUCAAUACAAGAGAUGAUCUCGAUCAAUAAUGCUAACCUCACCCAGGCUGCAGAUAUGGGAGCAUCUAGUUUCAACAGUCUGCCAGAAGUCUUGAAAAAUACCACAGAAUCAGAAAUUGACAAUAUUGUGAGUCUGAUUAAUGGACUUGGUGGGAGCAUUUCAGGUCUUUUGGACGGCAUCACUACACAAUUGUCUGGGGUUACUGAUCAAGUGGAUGGCAUUAAAGACACCAUCAAUGAUUUCGCACCUAUAAUCCAGGAGUAUGAUCCAUACAGGAGCUACGUACUGAUUGCCUUUUACAGCGUACUGCUAGUCAUCGGCCUGCUGUUCAUCUUUGGACUGUUGUUCGGUGUGUUUGGGUACAAUAAGGAAGCCUCACCAUCUCGUCGUGGAGGGUGUUCCCACUGCGGUGGCGUCUUUAUGAUGGCAGGUGUUGGGAUUGCCUUCAUCUUUCUGACUUUCUUCAUGGUGUUUACCAUGUUACUAUUUGUCAUUGGUGGACCGGUGGAUCGUCUCAUCUGUGACCCAAUCAUUUCUGGAGAGCUUUUCGCAGAGACAAUUGACAAGCCAGGAGCGUUGGGACCUGGGUACUUCCUUGGUAGCAUCAUUGGAAAUGAAAACAUUUCUCUGACCAUGACAGGUCUGCUUGAUGACUGUGAGAACGACAGAGCAGCAUUUGAAGCUUUCAAACUGGACUCUUUCCUAAACGUCACCGGCCUCCUGGACUACCAACAGUUCUUGCCGAACAUCAGCAAUGAUUUCAACGCGGUUGUUGGUGAUCUGACGAGCAUCAAUAUUUUGACUGCCGACACCCGGCAGAUUUUGAUCGACUUCAGAGACUCACCGGCUGACACCAUCGACUGGACACUCUUCAAGGACGAGCUUGCUAAAGACCUGACCAAUGAUGUCAACGACCCCAAUGAUCUCUCUGUGGUGGCAGCCCUUCUUAGUACAUUUGCAGGAACGCUGUCUGACGGUGAUAUAGCUACAUUCCAAGGCUUUGCUGAUGACCUUGAUGGCAUUCAGACCGACAAUAUUGCACCACUCCUGUCACAAAGGGAUGUUCUAUCGGGCGACAUUGCUACACUGGAGAGUGCUACCUCCCCCAUCGAUAUGCGUGUGAAUGACACCAUCGCUGCAGCUGACGUGGCUCAGAACUACCUGGACACUACUGCCACAAGUUUUGUCAUAUCGGAAAUUAAUAACUAUGAGGACAGGAUCUUGGGAUACCCAGACCAGUUUGUCACCUACGCCCUGCUUCAGAUCCAGACAGAGAUAGGUAAAUGUCGUCCUAUUUAUAACCUCUGGAGUUCCUCUAUCAAUAUCUUCUGUAGAGGCUUCUUGGAGUCUGUGAACGCCUUGUGGUUGAUCAUGGGAUGGUGUAUCUUCUUCUUGAUACCAGCCACCAUCUUUGGAGUCAAGUUGGCCAAGCACUACAGACGCAUGGAGUAUGACGACUCUGAAGGGAGUGACAUGGAAAUGAUGGUUCACAAUGGUGGAUCAACAAAGUUCCAAAACAAUAAAGUGGGACCUGAAUAUGCUUAAGGAACAGACAGUCAAAGAUGACUAAGAUCGAGCAGAGAUGGACUUGAUUUAUACCGGAAAGAAACAAUGGAAUCAUCUGCUGAAGUACACAGCGCUUAAAAUAUGGAGAAACGUCCUUUUCAAGUUGUUUGCAUGGCAGAAUUUUAAAGUUAAGUAUUUUUACUCACCGAGUUAAAAAAUGUUUAAAGCAGUAUUUGGAAUUUAAUUUUUAGUUUUGAGGAAUUGGAAAGUUGUGCCAUACUACAUUCCGUUAUUAACAGUGAAUUUUACUUGGGAGAGGGCGUUGCUUUUUAGUGGGGGUCCCAGGGACGAUGUUUUAUUGUUGGGGGGUUGUGUUGU
This is a messenger RNA of Asterias rubens (European starfish), 3184 nucleotides long. RefSeq names its product prominin-1-A-like. Lineage: Eukaryota; Metazoa; Echinodermata; Asteroidea; Forcipulatida; Asteriidae. Gene Ontology annotation, molecular function: cholesterol binding. Gene Ontology annotation, cellular component: cell surface; cilium; microvillus. The transcript is spliced from 28 exons. The record is from RefSeq and is a predicted model, not a curated record. The coding region runs from base 260 to 2845 and encodes 861 amino acids.